AUGACGGGGAAAGCGGGGGAAGCGCUGAGCAAGCCCAAAUCCGAGACAGUGGCCAAGAGUACCUCGGGGGGCGCCCCGGCCAGGUGCACAGGGUUCGGCAUCCAGGAGAUCCUGGGUUUGAACAAGGAGCCCCCCAGCUCCCACCCGCGGGCUGCCCUCGACGGCCUGGCCCCCGGGCACCUGCUGGCGGCGCGCUCGGUGCUCAGCCCCGCGGGAGUGGGCGGCAUGGGGCUGCUGGGGCCCGGGGGGCUCCCCGGCUUCUACGCGCAGCCCACCUUCCUGGAAGUGCUGUCCGACCCGCAGAGCGUCCACUUGCAGCCGCUGGGCAGAGCGUCGGGGCCGCUGGACACCAGCCAGACGGCCAGCUCGGAUUCUGAAGAUGUUUCCUCCAGCGACCGAAAAAUGUCCAAAUCGGCUUUAAACCAGACCAAGAAACGGAAGAAGCGGCGACACAGGACAAUCUUUACUUCCUACCAGCUAGAGGAGCUGGAGAAGGCAUUCAAUGAGGCCCACUACCCAGAUGUCUAUGCCCGGGAGAUGCUGGCCAUGAAAACGGAGCUGCCUGAAGACAGGAUACAGGUCUGGUUCCAGAACCGUAGAGCCAAGUGGAGGAAACGGGAGAAGUGCUGGGGCCGGAGCAGCGUCAUGGCGGAGUACGGGCUCUACGGGGCCAUGGUGCGGCACUCUAUCCCCCUGCCAGAGUCCAUCCUCAAGUCCGCCAAGGAUGGCAUCAUGGACUCCUGUGCCCCGUGGCUGCUGGGGAUGCACAAAAAGUCGCUGGAGGCAGCAGCGGAGUCGGGGAGGAAGGCCGAGGUGGAGCGCCAGGCCCUGCCCAAACUCGACAAGAUGGAGCCGGAGGAGCGGGGCCCCGACCCUCCAGCGGCCAUGUCCCAGGAGGAACUGAGAGAGAACAGCAUUGCGGCGCUCCGAGCCAGAGCUCAGGAGCACAGCACCAAAGUGCUGGGGACUGUGUCCGGGCCCGACAGCCUGGCCCGGAAUGCCGAGGAGCCGGAGGAGGAGGAGGCCAUGGACGAAGACAGGCCAGCGGAAAAGCUGAGUCCACCGCAGCUUGAGGACAUGGCUUAGGUCAGGGGCACGCAGACACCGAGCUCCCAGGACUCGCCUCGGGCCUGUGGUGUUGGGAGGUGUUCUCUGAGGCAGGGCUGGGGCCGGGCCUGGCCUCUGCCUCGCUCCCCCGCGCCCCGGGCCCUCCACGCCCCCCGGGGCUGACUUCAGCACAACUCAGCUCUGGCAGAGGUUUGGGGCCGCGCUGAGACACCCCAUCUAGUCUUGACCUCUCCAGCAUCCUCCUCAUCCCAAGGCCCUGCCUCAGCAGCUUUCUUGUCGUCCUAAACCACCCCUCAUGCCACUUUCACUCAAGCCCUUGGCGCCUCUCACUGUCCACAUCUGCCCCUUGCUCUCUGUUCUCUUGCUUGAAAGAGCCUCCCCUCCCCAGCUCUACGCACACACCCCCCCCCCGCCCCCAUGGCUUCUGCUCUGCCCAGACCCAAAGCCCACAGCUGCAAACUGGCAGGGACUGCGGAUUUGCACUCUAGUACCAGUGUCCUGAGUACCCCCCCCCAGUCUUCAGCAAAACUGUGCGCCCCCCACCCAGCCUGUUCCUUCCCGAGGGCCUGGGUCUGGGUCUCCACAGGGUGGAUAAACUGCCCUGCAGGCCCAGGCACAACCUCUGCUCCACCCCAUCGACAGGGCUCAGAUUCCAGGUAAACUUGGAAGGUGUCAUCCUGAGCCCCUCGGCCUCCCUCCAUUUCAUGCCUUCCAUGGUCACCCUCAGGAACCUGCCUACCCUACCUUCCCCCCCAGUAUGGGUGCCAGCACCGCCAUGUACAGUACCUGUAGAGUCCAGGGCCUGUGCCCUGCAGCCAGAGGGCACCUGUCACAAAUGCUGUGGUCAUGGCAUUGCUGGGGAGGCCAAACUCUUACCCAGAGCCCUUGGGCCUGCAUUCUGAAGCAUCCUGCCCGCCCCCUACCCCUGGAUAUGCUACCUGUGACCCUGAUCUGCUAUGCAAGACACCCUUCUAGAGCUUCUUGCAGUUUAUCGAUGUGCAUGUGUCCUGCCUUGGAGCAACCCAAUCCAGCUGUAAAAUGAAUGAAUAGGAAGCCACAGAUCUUGACUCAACUUGAUCCAGGCCAUCCCUGGGAGGCCAAGCCUGGAGUGGGCCUGGGGCUAUUAUAGGCAUCAAGGAGUGGUCACAAGAAGGGCACAAGAAAGGACUCAAAGGAGAGCAAGGCAGAAGCCAGAGUUAGACCCAAACUAAGCAACUGGCACACACACCUGGCAGGUGUAUGCUGUGGCAUCUGCCCACUAGAAUAGGAUGGACACAGUGACCGUGUAGGCAUAGGGGACUGGGGGCUUCUUCCUGUCUGCUGAUGGGAGGCACUGUCCACCGGGUGGCCUCUCUGCAGCUGCCCCUGCCACCCCCAGGCCAGGCAUAUGUCUCCCUCACCCCCUUGACGUUUCCCUCUACCAUCCCUCCCACCUUUGCAGGGAAUACCUCGCAAGAGAAAGGCCUGAGACAGUGAGUUUGGAUUUUAAUUCUGUAUCAAAAGUUGAUUUCUUCCUCAUUCUGUUCACGGAAUUCCCCGCCCCCUUCUUGUCUCUGUCUCCUUUGGUUUGAAGUGUUAGGCUGUAGCCCCCAGUGUGUAAAUAUGUACAUAGAGUGGGAAGAAAGAGACUUGAUAUUGAGGUGUUUGAAAUAUGGAACUGUAAUAACUUCUAGGUAUUCUAAACCUGUGAUUUCUGUGCCAUUUUCUGUAAAGAUACAAGUGAGAAUAAAAUUGAUGUACAAACAUCAGGGGAGGGAUCCAAGAA
Molecule: messenger RNA, 2833 nt
Organism: Canis lupus familiaris (dog)
Lineage: Eukaryota; Metazoa; Chordata; Mammalia; Carnivora; Canidae
Gene: VSX2
Product: visual system homeobox 2
Exons: 5
Coding region: 1-1086 (361 amino acids)
Biological process (GO): regulation of transcription by RNA polymerase II
Cellular component (GO): nucleus
Molecular function (GO): DNA-binding transcription factor activity, RNA polymerase II-specific; sequence-specific double-stranded DNA binding
Source: RefSeq, a predicted model, not a curated record